Molecule: messenger RNA, 2139 nt
Organism: Nestor notabilis (Kea)
Lineage: Eukaryota; Metazoa; Chordata; Aves; Psittaciformes; Psittacidae
Product: myb-binding protein 1A-like protein
Exons: 16
Biological process (GO): regulation of DNA-templated transcription
Cellular component (GO): nucleolus
Molecular function (GO): sequence-specific DNA binding; transcription corepressor activity; transcription factor binding
Source: RefSeq, a predicted model, not a curated record
GACGAUGAGCUGAAGUACACCCUCAAGCGUCUGGUGGAAGGACUGGGAGCCACCCGCGAGGCCGCCCGCCCUGGCUUCAGCUUGGCCCUGGCACAGGUUUUACAGGCUUUUGAGGAAAUUCCAAUUUGCAGUGUCCUGGAACAGAUAAAGGAAAAACACAAUCUGGAAAAAGUGAAAAAGAAACUUGUGAGAAAUGCUGCUUUUGGAAACUUUUUUGGAGUUAUGGCUCUGUUUCAAUCUGGCCGGCUUGUUAAGGAUCAGCAAGCUCUGCUGGGGAGCAUCCAGCUUCUCCAGCAGCUGGCAAAUCACCAAGCACACCUCAGAGAUCUCCCUCGCAAAACUCUUAUUGACAUCGUGUCUGAGAUUCCUGAAUCUGUGUUUGAGGAGGUCCUGUUUGGCAUCUUGCAAAGUGACCUUGCUUCAGCCUUCACAUCUCCAGAGAACCUGCACCUUUUGCUUGUUGGCAUACGGAAAUUCCCUACUGUUCUGAAACCUAAAAAACUGAAGAAGCUGUUUGGCUCACCUACUGUUGUAAAUGAGGAAAAUAUUCCCAGACUUGUAGAGCUUCUGCAAAGUGCUGCCAAGUCUGAGAAGAAGGACAAGAAAUUGCCCAGUGUAGCGUUCGAUUUGCUGCAGGUUUCACUGAAGGAAAAUGCCUUUGAACUGUUCUGGGAAGAAGGUGUGGAGAAUGGGCUAUUGAAAGAAAAAUCAGGACCUUCGAGUUACAUGUGCUACCGGUUGCUGGGUAGUGCUCUGCCCUUGCUGUCUCUGGAUCAGCUGCAGAUGGUUCUUAAAGGGAAGGUGAUGCAGCACUAUGGAGAACAUGUGGUUACAACUCAGCUUCCAGACCGAUUUAAGUUUGCUCCAGAGAUGGAAGGAUAUAUAGAGGAAUUCCUGAGCAGCUGUGAUGACUCAGAGAGACAGCUGACAGUGAUGAUCGGCUUCUCUACUCUAACCAAUCAAGGCAAUCCAGUAUUCUCCAGCUCGUCCAGAGUGGUGAGACACCUGCAGCCAGUGGUGUUGCAACAAUACGUUGGCUGGCUCAAAGACAUGUUCCUCAGACCAGACUUUGACUGUUGUUUAGACUUCUGCAGUAAUCGGCAAAAACAGAACCAGGAAAACGCAAACGUAGCACAACAUAAGGUUGCUCGACUAAGAAAAUGGAUUAUCCACCGACUUGCUAACAUCAUUGAAAGUACAGUGAAAAAAGAAGAGAGCCUUGUGAUGGACAUUUCCAGGUUUUGCUUCUUUCAUGCUUUCUUUGAGGCUAAGAAAAAGACUUCCCAAAUAAAUGAGGCAAAUGUUCUUCCAGCAGAGCCCCUAGAUGAACAGGCUCAUUCAGUGGCAGAAAACUACUUCUUUGGGUUACUUCAGACUUUAAACACCAUGACCGUUUUGGGGGAUACAGCAAAGGCUGCAGCCUUGCGGGAGAAACACAUCCAUGGUGUUACUGCAGAUGGGAAGCUCUGGAUCUUUCUCCUUGUUGAGUAUGCCAACAAGCUGCUCUCCAGUGAACAUGUCAAAGCUGUGAAGCCUUUUACCAAGGAACAGAGGGAUGCCUGGGAGAGAACACUUCAGUCUGUGAAGAAGCUGCAGAAGGAAAAUAAAUCAGAUAGUGCCAAAGUUGUUGCUUUCCAGCAACUUCUGCUUUUAAUGGCUAUUCAUCUUUUCAAGAAUCAGUCUGAAACAAUGGAUGUUCUGAGCGACCUUCUGAACUGCACAGAGAGGGCAUUCAGCAAAGAAUCUAAGAAGAAGAAGACUGACAACACAGAGCCAGGAUGGGUCGAGGUGAUGGUGGAAAUCCUUCUCUCCCUCCUUGCCCAGCCAAGCCUACUCAUACGUCGGAUUUCCAAGAGCGUGUUUGUACGGAUAUGCCCUAAUCUGACCAAGAGGGGCUUGCAGCUGAUCCUGGAUGUUCUUGACCCAUACCAAGAGCAAAAUGAAGAAAGUGCUGUUGUUGUGAUGGAAGAAUCAGACAAGAAGAUCAAAUCUGCACAGGACACGGACGAGGAAGGAAAUGAGGACUCUUCAGAUGAAGGUGACUCUGAGAGUGACAGUGGAGAUGAGGAAAAGAAUGAAGAAGUCGAUGAUGAUUUUCGCAGUCAGCUGAUGAAUGUUCUUCAAGCAGGGAAUGCAUUG